UUUCCAGAGAAGGAAGGAGGCGGAGGAAGGAAUGCUGCAGGAUGCUUAUUAUUAUGGCUGUCAAACCCAGUGGCGAUUAGAUAAAACAUCCUUUUUCAUGUAAGAUUAACGACGAUGGUAGGCACCAUGUCCGCUGCAGCUGUCGCGGUAUGGCUUGGUUCGGUGUUCACCAUCUUGUCGAGAUCGCAUGCAGACCGUAACGUCUACCCAUCUGCAGGAGUGCUGUUCGUCCACGUUCUGGAGAGAGAGUAUUUUAAAGGAGAGUUUCCUCCCUACCCAAAAGCAGGUGAUGCCAACAGUGACCCGAUCACUUUCAACACCAACCUGAAGGGCUACCCCGACAGGCCGGGCUGGCUGCGCUACAUCCAGCGCACGCAGCACAGCGACGGGGUUCUGUACGGCUCCCCCACCGCAGAUCACGCCGGCAGGCCCUCCGUCAUAGAGAUUACAGCCUACAACCGACGCACUUUCGAGACGGCACGGCACAACUUGGUCAUAAACAUCAUGGGCACAGAAGAGUUCCCCCUGCCCUACCAGGCGGAGUUUUACAUCAAAAACAUGAACGUGGAGGAGAUGCUGGCCAGUGAGGUGCUGGGGGACUUUCUGGGAGCAGUGAAGAACAUCUGGCAGCCUGACCGCCUCAACGCCAUCAACAUCACCUCGGCACUAGACCGAGGGGGCCGCGUGCCCCUGCCCAUCAACAACCUCAAGGAAGGAGUGUAUGUGAUGGUUGGUGCUGAUGUGGCCUUCUCGUCCUGCCUGCGGGAGGUGGAGAGCCCCCACAACCAGCUGCGCUGCAGUCAGGAGAUGGAGCCCUCCAUCAGCUGUGACAAGAAGUUCAGAGCUCAGUUUGACAUUGACUGGUGUAAGAUCUCUCUGGUUGACAUCAACAGAGUAUUCCCGGUAUAUAUAACCCGUCCCGAGCCGGGCAACGGGAUCCUGCCUGAAUUUGGGUUGUACGACCCCCCCUCUGAGACUCUGAUGAGCCGGAACUACUUUUCAGACUUCCUUAUCACGCUGGCUGUUCCCUCCGCCGUGGCAGUAGUCCUCCUCUUCAUCCUCGGCUACACUAUGUGCUGCCGUCGGGAAGGGUUGGAAAAAAGAAACAUGCAAACACCAGACAUCCAGCUGGUUCACCACAACUCCAUCCAGAAGUCGUCCAAGGAGCUGCGGAGCAUGUCUAAGAACAGGGAGAUCUCCUGGCCCCUCUCCACCCUGCCCGUCUUCAACCCAGUGAGCGGCGAGGUGGUGCCGCCCCUCCACCCCGACAACUAUGAGACCACCAGCAUGCCCCUCAUGCAGACGCAGACGAAUCUGCAAAACCAGAUUACGAUACCACAGCAACGGCCAUCAGGAGAUAAUUAUGUCAUGUCAACAUUUCGAAGGCUGGAGGUAAAUGGUAUUCCUGAGGAGAGAAAGGUGGCCGAAGCACUGAAUUUGUGACCAGAGACAACGGUGUUUGAUUUCAUAUACAUAUAUAUAUCUUUGUUUUUUUCUAACAUUUGUGCCAAUCUGCAUGCCCCAGAAGUGUCUUUAUUGUCCACUUACACUUUGAGGAGUGGGUGUGACAGAUCAAAAUAGCGUAGCGAUUUCUAAAGUACAUUUGAAUAUUUUGAAAUAAUGUAUUUGUAAAUGUUAAGACUAUGUUUAAUUAAAACUUGCUUUGCACAAUAGACCUCUCAGAGGAAAAGGGAGUUUUACAUAGCAAUGCUUUAGUUGUCAUGUUAUAAUAUGUAUCAUGUGUCACAUGAUAACAAUAAAUCCUUUGAAAUCA
Messenger RNA from Trematomus bernacchii (emerald rockcod), 1774 nucleotides. RefSeq names its product sarcoglycan, epsilon (gene sgce). Lineage: Eukaryota; Metazoa; Chordata; Actinopteri; Perciformes; Nototheniidae. The transcript has 12 exons. Gene Ontology annotation, cellular component: sarcoglycan complex; membrane. The coding region runs from base 115 to 1443 and encodes 442 amino acids. The record is from RefSeq and is a predicted model, not a curated record.